Molecule: messenger RNA, 939 nt
Organism: Nelumbo nucifera (sacred lotus)
Lineage: Eukaryota; Viridiplantae; Streptophyta; Magnoliopsida; Proteales; Nelumbonaceae
Molecular function (GO): ureidoglycolate hydrolase activity
Source: RefSeq, a predicted model, not a curated record
AUUUCCAUAUCCCGAACGGAAGAUGUUCUCUGCCCCAUUUUCUCCAGCCUGCACUAACCACCAUUUUUUGGUGCUAAAUUUGAGCGGGAGAAAUAAUAAAAAGAACACAUUCUAUUGUUCCUUUAGCAGCAACAACAAUCAGUAUUCCCCAUCUCUCUCACUGUCAAUGGAUUUCUCCGGCGAAACCAAGACGCCUUCCGUUGUCAAGCUCAAGGCAAUCGAAGCAACUCCGGCCAGUUUUGAAGAAUUCGGUCAAGUGAUCGAGGCAUCCCCGGACGGUGACGAGUUUGGACCUCGUGAUGCGCAAUUAGAUCUCAGUCGAGGUAUUCCAAGGUUCUACAUCAUGCAUCUCAAUGACCGGCCUCUCAAGUUUUCUAAUAUUACUCAUCAUGCAAGUGUGACUCAGUGUCUCGGUUCUAUUGGUGGUCAUGCUUGGUUUCUUGGUGUUGCGAAGGCUUCUGUUGUAGAGUCGGGUAAUAUGAAUGAUGAUGCUGGCAAGAAAGUUGUGCAGUCGAAGUGUGGUCACUAUUAUGUCCCUCCUGCUCCAGAUGAUGUGCGAGUCUUUCGAAUUACAGGCUCUAAGUUUCUGAAGCUUAAUGUUGGGACAUGGCAUGCAGGGCCCUUGUUUAAAUCAGAGGAAAUGGAUUUCUACAAUUUAGAACUAAACAAUACCAAUGUUGUUGAUCACACAACACAUGACUUCAUAAAAGAAGAUGGAGUAGUUUUUUUGGUUGAUGACUAAUUGUAUAGUUCUCAAAUGCUCAAAUUUUUAUGGUAAAAAAUAGUUCUAAACAGGUGUUUUACCUCAUUUCUUCUUAUGAUGUGAUCAUAUAUGAAUGUGAUGACCUUCUGUAUACCAUGACAUUCUUCUUCACAUGGUCAUAUAUGAAGCAACAAAAUCAUAAAAAUCUCAUCUGGAUUCCGGAGUUCAUAGGUUGA